Photinus pyralis (common eastern firefly) is the source of this 2172-nucleotide messenger RNA. RefSeq lists its product as uncharacterized. The transcript is spliced from 2 exons. The coding region runs from base 1 to 2172 and encodes 723 amino acids. The record is from RefSeq and is a predicted model, not a curated record. Lineage: Eukaryota; Metazoa; Arthropoda; Insecta; Coleoptera; Lampyridae. Gene Ontology annotation, molecular function: nucleic acid binding.
AUGUAUCUACAGAUUCUCGUAACGCCUCAACAUAGAGACUAUCAACGAAUCUUGUGGCGUUUUUCACCUAAUGACCCUAUAUCGGUAUAUCGUUUAAACACGGUGUCAUUCGGAAUAUCAUCGUCACCUUACCUUGCAAUAAGAACUUUAAACGAAUUGGCAGAGAGAGAAACGGAAACUUAUCCCUUGGCAUCCAAAAUAAUUAAGAAUCACAUUUAUAUUGACGAUAUUCUCGCAGGCAGCACUUCGCUUGCUGACGCCCUUGAAGUUCAAAAACAAUUAAUUGCUCUUCUCAAAUGUGGUGGAUUUGAAUUGCGAAAAUGGGCUAGCAAUAACCAAACUUUACUUUCUGAAAUUCCUGAGGAUUAUAGACAGCCGUCAGUUUCGUUUGACAAAGAAGAACCUAGUUUUAUUAAAGUGUUGGGUCUUCAUUGGAAUCCUGAUAAAGAUUCCUUUUCGUAUAAAUGCCAACUAAAUGAUAAACCCUGCACGAAACGGAACAUACUAUCCGACAUUGCCAGAAUAUUUGACCCGCUGGGGUUUUUAAGUCCUAUUACGCUUCUAGCAAAAAAUUUAAUGCAACGUCUUUGGGAGUCUAAAACCAACUGGGAUGAAGUGCCAGCCAAUAGCAUUGUCAAAGUUUGGAGGCAACUAAAACAAGAAAUGCAAUUGGUGUCAAAUCUUAAUAUUCCUCGAUGUAUUGUUCCCAGAAACGCUAGCAGAUACGAUCUUCAUGGAUUUUGUGACGCCUCUACUGUCGGGUACGCCGCUGUCGUUUUCUUAAGAACAGAAUCCACGCAUAACACAAUUGAUACUUAUCUGAUUGGUGCCAAAUCUAAAGUCGCUCCCUUAAAAACUCUCUCGAUUCCACGCUUAGAAUUAUGUGGAGCCGUACUGUUGGCGAAUCUAAUUACAUUCAUUACAUCUACAUACUCUCAGUACAUAACCUUUGAUACGAUUACAGCUUGGUCAGAUUCGCAAGUGGUGUUAGCUUGGCUCUCAUCGUCCCCACAUAAAUGGAAAACGUUUGUGGCCAAUAGAGUUAACCACAUUCAAGAUAUUUUACCAUCUUCUAUUUGGAAGUAUAUUCCUUCUGAGAGCAAUCCCGCCGAUUGCGCUUCACGGGGUAUAAUGCCACAAAGAUUAAUAAAUCAUCACAUGUGGUGGAAUGGUCCCCCUUUUCUGAGUAUUCCGCGUGACGAGUGGCACUUCGAUAUUGAUAAAUGCUCUCAUGCUGAAACGGAACUGGAGGUUCAACAGGAAGAAAAAUAUUUAGUUCACUCCAGUGCGGUAAUUACCAACAUGGUAGAUCGCUUGUUAGAGCGUUUCUCAUCUCUUACUUACAUCCAACGAAUCUUGGGAUACACUUAUCGCUUUAUACAUAAUUGUCGUCAUCCUACGGACAAACAUUCAGGAUCUCUUACUUCUAAAGAAUUGCGCGCGUCUUUAAUGUACUUGGUAAAACAUGUCCAAACCCACAAUUUCGGCAACUUACUUGAGAAAAUUCAGAAAAAUCAACUAUUGCCAAAACCAUUCCGUAGGCUUGCGCUUUUUAUGGACCGAGAUGGUUUCCUGAGGGUGGGCGGCCGAAUUCGAAAUUCUAAUUUGCCAUUUUCGGCAAAACAUCCUUUAUUAUUACCCCGGUCCCAUCGCCUAACCGCUUUAAUUAUUGAAGCGAAUCACCGCAAAUAUUUACACCCUGGAUCAAAAACAUUGCAUUAUUUAUUAUUACAACAGUAUUGGAUUUUAUCCGCACGUAGGGCAAUCCAGGAAACUCUGGCAAAAUGUGUGCAAUGUUUCAAAGUUAAACCUAAGUCUUACACCCCUUUUAUGGGUGACUUACCGUUUCAUAGAAUUUCCUCCCUUAAAGCAUUCUCUUAUGUCUCCCUUGAUUAUUGCGGUCCCUUUUUUAUUACAAUGUGUCGGAGACGCGGUUUGAAGGCAAACAAAGCUUACGUUUGUGUUUUUGUGUGUAAUGCCACCAAGGCGGUGCAUUUAGAAGUCGUUUCGGACUUAUCGGCGGAAGCCUUUAUAGCGGCUUUUAGAAGAUUCGUAGCGCGUCGCGGUUGCGUCUCUCAUGUUUAUAGCGAUAAUGCUACCAACUUUGUUGGAGCGCAUAAUAUAUUUAUCGAAAAUGCACGUUUAGCCGCUCAAGAAUUAGAAAUUCAGUGA